Molecule: messenger RNA, 3837 nt
Organism: Cuculus canorus (common cuckoo)
Lineage: Eukaryota; Metazoa; Chordata; Aves; Cuculiformes; Cuculidae
Gene: ST8SIA6
Product: ST8 alpha-N-acetyl-neuraminide alpha-2,8-sialyltransferase 6
Exons: 9
Coding region: 72-1274 (400 amino acids)
Biological process (GO): oligosaccharide metabolic process; N-glycan processing
Molecular function (GO): alpha-N-acetylneuraminate alpha-2,8-sialyltransferase activity
Source: RefSeq, a predicted model, not a curated record
CGCGGCCGCUCCCCCUCCCCGCAGCCUCCCUUAUAUGCUAUGGGGCGGCCGCAGCCGCCGCCGAGCGCACCAUGCGGGCUCUGGUCGGCUUGGCCGCCGCGCUGGGCAGCCUGCUGCUGGGCGGCUGCCUCCUGCGCCGGGGCGGCCAGCAGCCCCUCGGCCACAGGGGCUGGGAGGAGGAGGAGGGCGCGGGAGCGGCUGCCGUCACGCCGAAAGUGGUGCGAGCCCUCCGGUCGCCGCCGCCGUCCCUCGCCCGGGGCGAGAACAGAACAACUGUUCAUAGAAAUGGGAUUUACCAGUUUGAACAGGCUUCAAAAUGUAAGGCAAUUCAGGACAACGUUUUGUCAUCAUCUAUCAAGAAGAAAAGAUAUUCAGAAGAUUAUUAUCUUCACAUUGUCACAAAACUCCAGAACUGUACCUGGAUAAGGAGACCGGAAGAAUCUACAAAAUUUAGGUCAGAAUUAGCUUCCUGCUGUGAUGCAGUUCACAAUUUUAUUGCUUCUCAAAACAACACCCCACUGGGAAGUAACAUGAGUUACGAAGUGGACAGUAAAAAGACCCUCCUCAUUACAGAGGACAUUUUUAAGAUGCUGCCUGUGUCCUCUCCUCUUUCAGUUUAUCCCUUCAAGACCUGUGCAGUGGUUGGAAACGGAGGCAUUCUGAAAAAUUCCAGCUGUGGAGCUGAAAUUGAUCGUUCUGACUUUGUGUUUAGGUGUAACCUUCCACCAACCACAGGAAGCAUUAGCAAAGAUGUUGGCAAUAAAACAAACCUUGUGACUGUUAAUCCGAGUAUCAUAGCUCAGAAAUACAACAAACUAAAUGAAAAGAAGACAGAAUUUCUAGACAACAUUGCGGUCUAUGGAGAUGCUUUCCUUUUAUUGCCAGCAUUUUCCUUCAGAAGCAACACAGCCACUUCUUUUAAAGUGUAUCACACUCUGCAAGAGUUCAAAGCAACCCAAAGGGCAAUAUUUUUUCACCCCACCUAUCUGAAAAGUCUUGCCCAGUUCUGGAGAACUAAGGGUGUGAAAGCCUACCGGUUGUCAUCUGGUUUUAUGAUCACUAGUGCUGCUCUUGAGCUGUGUGAGAAUGUGAAGCUCUACGGGUUCUGGCCUUUCUCAAAGUCCACAGAGAAGAUGCCGAUCAGCCACCAUUAUUAUGACAAUCAGUUGCCUAAGCCAGGUUUCCAUGCAAUGCCCAAAGAAUAUAACCAGAUCCUUCAGCUUCACGGCAAAGGCAUUUUGAAACUGCAGUUUGGUAAAUGUGAAUCAGACUGAAAAGGGUGAUGAUCCUAAGGAGACAAUUUGUGUGUAUUUCGGCAGUUCAGUGUUGGAUAUUGGUCUGAUGUGAUUUUGUGAGCAUUAAACUGUGUAAUUAUGAUAGAGAAAUAUUUUACUCUUGGGGAGAAAAGAACGUGAUUUUUCACACAGUGACUGCUACAUUUCUGAUUUUUAAGUGAUUGUUUUUUAAAAAUACAAAAUAGCAUUUAUUUGGGAAAUUCUCAAACUCCUGACUAUUGGCUUAAUUGUAGCAAAGCACAAUCUCAGGAUAGUGGCAACAUGUGACAUUCAGCAUGUUUUGCUUCUUAAAGUAUCAUUAAAACAUUUUGACAUAAGAUUUCUGGUUUUGUUAAUAUCACAUAAUACAGGCAAUAUGGUAGCUGCGUGAGUUGGCAGUGAACACUUUCAAUUAAGAACUUGAUCCUGUAAACUCUAGCACUUGUCUACAUGACAGAGGUGAUGAGAAGAGCUACAGAAGAGUAAUUAAUUCAGAGCCAUGUCAUUUUUAGUUUGUCCCAGCUUAAAAAUAGUCAAGUGGUUUAUGGACUCUCAUUUUGUGGGCAAUAGAUAAUGCUGUGGAUUUAAUGGGAUCACUCAUGUGAAUUAUGUUAAUUUUAUGAACAAGAAGGACCAGAGCUGUAUAAUUGUUUUUAAACCCCUCUUCUUGCUUGUCUUCCCGUUUAAGGUCCAGUUCAACUCCAAAUGACAACAAUAAACUAGGUUCCAUGCUGCAAUUUCCAGAGGCCUGGUAGGGCAUGGCUUUGCACACAAUCCUGCAGUCCCAGAUCUGUAUCUCAGCUGAUAUACGAGAUGAACCAUUCAUUGGAAGAAAUAUUGGUACCAAACCUAUAAUUUCUUCUAUUUCUUUGUCACAUAGCAUAGCUUCUAUCAAUAUGUGAGUACAGAUCAGGAAACUGCGCUAAGCAUUAUUAGAAGAAUGCUCCUCUUAAAAUCAACUCCAAGGUUUUUUCCUAUACUAGGACAUAUGAGAGAAGAACCUACAGUAUCUUAACUUAAAACCCAUGCAUUUCUUCUGCUCUAAGUUUCCAUAUGGUCCAGGAGUACCUGUGGAGAAACAUCCUGUGACAGCUGAAAGUGAAAUAUCAGCUCAAUGCAGAGAAUCACAUUAACAUUUACAGGAGCUAUGACAAGCAGUGUUUCACUAGCUGUGGCUGCUUGCAUGUUAUGCUUAUAUGCUUUACUGCAGGGAAAAAACCCAAACAAACCAACCAAAAGAAAUUUAUAAAAAAUUUAUAAUAACCAGUUUCUGUUAAAAGAAGAGUUUCGGUAGCUUUAUUAAAAGUCUAUUGAAUGAUCAGUUCCAAAGAUAGUGUGUCCUUCUUUUACAGUCAGAUACUAUCAGGUAUUUUGUUUACUAAAACUGCUUUUGCCACUGUAGCAUUAAGUCCUCCAUCAACUGAUUCAAAGACCAUUUAAUGUUCCGCUCAUAUAAUCCUCAAUGACUCAAAAAAUCCUACUUAGAUGAAAUGAACCUUGUAAAAUAAGGUUCAAAAAAAAACUUUUCAACUGAUACUCUGUAAGAGCAUUCUAUAUUGUUGUAAUAUUUGAAAGCUUACCUGGUUUAUGAUCACAUAAAUAAUCCUGAAAGUGUUAGAAUCAGUCAUUAUGAUUCCAGGUCUGAUAGUUGAGACACAUUCAGCAUCUUGACCCACUCUAAGAUAAUAUUGUCAGAACCCUAUACUACUCCUACCCAAGCAGAAGUAUCUAUAAAUGGUGGCAGCAAAUAUCAGCAAUAAAGCGAAUUGUUUGCAAAAUAAGGUUUUAAAAAAAUAGACAGUGCCUAGGAGCACCAUAUGACGAGUGGACCUCUGAAUAUCAGUAGGGCCUUUAACAGACUCAGAGACAUCAGAAUUGACUGGUACAUCUGCGUUACCAGCUGGUGAGUGAAAAAGGCGAGCACAAGAGUUUGAUUUACUGUGAUCUGUUAUGGUUCCAGCACCACAUGUCCACAUUUUGUCUUCACCAGCAGUGAAAUUUGUGCCGGUUUCUGGCCACAGGCGUCUGCUGCUCGUCUGCAGAGGGCUGGCUGCUGCAGGACCCUGCGUCCAUGUUAUGUUACAGGUGAUUGCCAACUUGCAAGACCUGAGUUAUAGAUUAGAGUCAAAUUUACUCCCAAAAGAGUUCUUCCUACACUAUAAGUCACUCACCUAGACUGUCCCUGAGUGUGUAUAGCUGAAAGCUGUAAAAAGUGAUGUACUUGUCCUUUGGGUGACACAAACAGCUUAGGUUGAGGAGAACCAUGUCAUAUUUCACCCAGAGAGACAAAGACACACCUGUGUUCAGUCAAGGACUGUUAUUUCUUCCAGUCUAGCAUCGUGCAAUGAGGUGAUCUUGGCUAUGUAGCAGCUACAUAAUUUGACUUGGAAAAAAUCGUACAUCUUUUAGAGACUGAGAAGAUCUUGCAUGGUAUCUAGAACAAUUGCAAGUGUUUUAUGUGUAUGUAGAGUUGAUGGAAAUAAUUCAUUGUUCAGAUUAAAUUCAGUUAACUACUCAGCACGAGUAAAGUGGAAAAAAAUGGUUUUGUAUAAGUAUAAUAGAA